Cotesia glomerata is the source of this 2013-nucleotide messenger RNA. RefSeq names its product epsin-2 (gene lqf). The record is from RefSeq and is a predicted model, not a curated record. Gene Ontology annotation, molecular function: phospholipid binding; clathrin binding. Gene Ontology annotation, biological process: endocytosis. The transcript is spliced from 13 exons. Gene Ontology annotation, cellular component: clathrin vesicle coat; plasma membrane; endosome. NCBI's taxonomy places the organism in Eukaryota, Metazoa, Arthropoda, Insecta, Hymenoptera, Braconidae. The coding region runs from base 243 to 1862 and encodes 539 amino acids.
UUAAUUGUCCAUUACAUUACAUCAAAGUGAUUUUGCGUGAAUGUGUUGGUGUACGAAUGGGCUUGUCAUAGUCCAUAGUCGUCGUCUUGGUGGUUCUGUGUGUUAUAGUUAUUUUAUCCUCCGGUUCGGUUUUAGAUUUUAAAAUCCUGUCGUCACAAAUAAAUAAAUCCAUCAGAAAGAAAAAACAAUCAGAGAUUUAGUUUUAUUUAAACGUCUAAAAGUAAAUUUAUAUAUUUAUCAAGAUGAGGAAACAAGGACAAGAUGUAAUGCAAGUUAAUUUAGCAGGGAUAAGACGUGAUAUACUAAACCUUGCUCACAAUUAUAGUCCUGCUCAGAAAUUAGUCAGAAAAGCAACAAGCAACGAUCCAUGGGGUCCUACAAGCACACUAAUGGCUGAAAUAGCCGACUUGACGUACAAUGUAGUUGCAUUUACAGAAAUAAUGCAGAUGCUGUGGAAGAGACUGAAUGAUCACGGCAAAAAUUGGCGGCAUGUUUAUAAAGCCCUCAUUGUUCUGGACUAUCUGAUAAAAACCGGCUCGGAGAAGGUGGCACAGCAGUGUAAAGAAAAUAUAUUUGCUAUUCAAACGCUUAAGGAUUUCCAGUACAUGGACGGUAUCAAGGAUCAGGGUAUUAAUGUAAGAGAAAAAGCUAAGCAGUUAGUGGCCUUACUGAAAGACGAUGAACGUUUGAGAAACGAACGUGCGAGGGCUUUAAAAGCUAAAGAGAGAUUUGCUCAAUCUGCCAGUGGCUUUGGGAGUGAUGGACUGGAGGCUAUGCCAUCAUUAGGAGAUCUUUGUUCACCAGACUGGGAGCCUUACCGAGGAAAAUCCGAGUCUAAACCCGAACUAGAAGCAGCUAGACCACAGACUGUCGGUGAGGAGGAGCUGCAGCUGCAGUUGGCACUCGCUAUGUCAAGAGAGGAAGCUGAGCAAGAGGAGCAAAGAAGGCGCAGUGACGACGUUAGGCUGCAAUUAGCUCUCAGUCAAAGUCAGCAAGAUUUCAAAGCACCACCAACUGAAAAGGCAAGCCACAUGCUCGACUUGCUUGAUGUAAAUCUCGGUGAAGCCAGCGGUGGCUCCCAACAAGUCGAUCCAUGGGGCGUUCCGAUAGUUCCACCUCCACCAAGACCUCAGUCCUUGGACUUAUCUCGUUAUUAUUAUCAUGAGACUCAUGUGGACCCAUGGAGCGCUCCGACAACAAGCAGUGCAGCUGCAGCAGCUCCACUGGACCCAUGGUCGCCUGCUCCACCUCAACCAACAGCCUCGGUGGAUCCAUGGCGGGCACCCGCACCUUCCCCGGCAACAGUAGCCUCACCAGCUCGCACUGCGACCACCGUCGAUCCCUGGUCUUUGGCGCCAACGACCACCGAAGCCUUGACAACACCGUCCACGACUUUUAAUAACUCAACAUCGCUUACACCCCCGAAUAUCGGGUUCAACGUUGCACCAUCAUCACAAAAUAUUGGAUUUAGUAAUAUUUCAUCACCAAGUGCUUCUGGAUUUAAUAAUAACAACAGCAACGGGUUCAGUAGUUCCGGUACUAGUUUUAAUAAUUUUAAUCACUCGCCGAAUCAAGGUAGCACGACGACCAGUCCUGGUGAUUUGGAUGAAUUUGAUAUUAUAAGUAAUCGUAAUAAAAUUAGAACGAGUCCGCAACCUGUCAAUAAUGGAGGUACAAUGUCACCUGAUCCUUUCAAUUUUGGUACACUGAAUGAUAAUUUACCAGUGAGUACUGGUGCUGUCAAAAAAACCCCUCAAUCAUUUCUUGGUGAAAACUCAGCGCUUGUUAAUCUUGACAAUCUUGUGAGCACAUCAACAAUCAAAUUAUCGGCCCCAGCAUCUACUGCAUUUCAAUGGAAGUAAUUUCCUUUCAUCAGCAUUCACGGCCAAUCCAUUUGCAACCGUAACACCACCGCCACGUCCUUCAAUUAAUCAGAUUCGGCAGGAUCCAUGGACAGCAAAUGGUUCCAAUUCUACGACGGCCAAUCCGUUCCUUUCGUAGCUGAAUAAUUAA